CUAUUCCGGCUGUCUGCUCCGCGGUGCUGUCAUCUGGCGGGUCGUGUGGGAGGCUGUGAUGCGGCGGUGUGCGAGGCGAGACGGCGGAUAAAGUGGGGUGGCGAGUUAUGUCUUUGGAAUCCCGGCCCAGCAAUUCGCUUUUCAAGCGAAAAGAGCAGCUCAAGCGCUGGGAGGACUCCGAGACGAACCUCGAGAGCGCCGAGCCGCCGCCGGACAAGGCGCCCCGGAUCAAGUUCAGCGAUGGUUGCGUGUUCCUCGCCGCCUGCGCCGCCGGAGAUACGGCCGAAGUCGAGCGUCUGCUCGUCGCCGGUGCCGACAUCAACACGACGAACGUCGACGGGCUCACCGCGCUGCACCAGGCAUGCAUCGAUGACAACAUGGCGAUGGUGGAGUUCCUUGUGGAGCACGGGUGCGACCUCAACCUCGGUGACAAUGAGGGCUGGACGCCGCUCCAUGCUACAGCCUCCUGUGGCUUCGUCAGCGUGGCCAGGUACCUGAUUGAGCAUGGAGCAGACGUCUCCCGAGUAAACAACGAUGGUGACCUGCCCAUUGACAUCGCCGAGUCCGAGGAGAUGGAGGAGUUGCUGCAAGCCGAGAUUGACAGGCUCAAUGUGGACUGCGAAGCUGCUCGCAACGAGGAGGAGCGGCUAAUGCUGGAGGACGCCAAGCAGAUGCUGAACAACAACCGGGUGCCAGACAAGGUGCACCCCAAGACGGGCGCCACCUCCCUUCAUGUGGCGGCUGCCAAGGGCUACCUCAAGGUCAUGAGCGUGCUGAUCCAGGCCGGCGUGGACCUGAACGCUCAGGACGUGGACGGCUGGACGCCCCUGCACGCUGCUGCACACUGGGGGCAGAAGGCAGCCUGUCGUCUGCUGUGCGAGAACCUGGCCAAUAUGGCGCUGCCCAACUACGUGGGCCAGACGUGCUUCGACCUUGCCGACCCUGAAGUGCUGCCUGUGCUAGAGGAGCUUCGCAAGAAGCAGGACAGCAUGCAGAAGGAGCGUCCUGAAAUCCAGGAGAUCCUGGAGCGUAAAGCGCAGCGGCCGCCGCCCCUCAAACGUCGCACAUCCGUCACGCGCAUGAGUCUGGCCGACAAGAACAGCGUCGUGGUGAAGGACACCUCGUCUGAGCGCAACGCCAUCGAGUCGCAGCUCCUGCUCGCCAAAGUCGACGAAGAGGCUGAGCGCAAGUCAGAGGAGCGGGAGAUCCGGUUGCACCCAAGCUCACCCGAGGAGCGGCAGGUGGCGCGAAAGAACGAGGUGAACCGGGCGGUGAGCAACGCAUACCUGGGCACUGAUGCCGCUGCGGACAACAAGCCGAAGCUGCAGCCGGAGAAGGAGGAGGAGGUGACGCUGGCGCUGAGGCGGCUGCGGCGGCCGAGUCCUGACAACGCGGAGCCGGUCUCUGCGGAGGUGACGGUCACCCACCCCGGGCUGGCCCCGAGGAGCGUCGAAUCACCGCCUGUCACCGUGGCAACCAUCACCAUCGACGACAAGAAGAAAGAGCCUUCACCACCUGCAGAAAUUGUCACGCUUCGAAAACCGCUCCGGGUCAGCGCCGACAGCGGGGUAACGGAGGUUACGACCUCUGCACCAUCCACCCCGCCCACCGACAACACCCCAAAAAGGACCUUUGUGCUCCCGGUACGGGACGAGGAAUCUGAAACACAGAGGAAGGCCCAUGCAAAGAGAGUCCGAGAAACGAGACGGUCGACGCAGGGAGUCACGCUAGAGGACGUCAAAUCGGCUGAGCAGCAGCUGCUGAAGCGGCAGCAGGAACUCGAGGACAAGAAGGAGGACAAGCCGCCCCCGCCAACAGUCAUAGGCGCGGCGCCCGUCUCCGCGACAACCACGACCACCACCACCACCACUACCACCACAACAGAAGAGCUGGUGCGCCGGCAUUCCUGGAGGAACAGGGACAAGGAGGAAGAACCACCCGCAGUCCGAGUAGUACCCAGCAGUCCCGAAACGGCUCCAGUGGUGACCUUCUCCAUGCCCAGGGCGCGAAGUCAAAGGGGAGUGACGGCUACCCCAGCUCCCGAGGUCAGCCACACGGUCACCGUUCCCAUUCGGCCACGGGGCGUCGUGGACGACACGGCGAUCACUGCCAGGGAAGUUGGUGACGGAGACAAGGACGAUACCAAGACCAACACACAGUCGGCGAUUUCAAGGCGAAGGCGGCCAAAGCGGAGAUCGACAGGCGUUGUAUACCUCGAAGGAGACAAUAUUGGUGGCCAGGAAUCUUCGGCAGACCAGGAAGGAUCGGAUCGGGAUAAACUGAGGAUAGGUGCUGUCAACGACCUUUCCAACGACGCAGAGAGCACCCCAGACACGGUUCGGGGUCGCAGUGGAUCUGCAGGCUCCGUAGCGGACAGCACCAAAUCCGAGACAGAGUCGCGGCUCAGCAGCAGUGCAGCCAGCCUUCAGGACGAUGACGAGCUUGACUACAAAAAGCUCUACACUGAACUGAAGGAGGACUACAGCAAACUGAAAGGCAAGCUGUCUCGGACCGAAGACGAGCUUGAAACGACGAGACGUCAGCUCGAGAAGGCACAGUUGAACAAUCGGAAUUCACUCAGCGAUGCUGAGAAGAGGGAACGUCGAGCACUCGAGAGGAAAAUCUCGGAAAUGGAGGAGGAGCUCAAGGUUCUGGCUCAGCUCAAGGCCGAGAACGCCAAGCUCAAGGCCGAAAAUCGUGCGCUGACGCGCGUCGUGUCGAACUUGUCCAAAUGAGGAAGCAAUCGGAACAGCUGCGAGCCGAAAAUGCACGGCUCCGUGAGGAGAAUGGUGCCCUGAUACGUGUCAUCAGCAAGUUGUCCAAGUAACCCUCCCCCCCCCCCGUUCCCUACUCCUCGGCAGAGGCGGCACCGUCGUCCUCCCCCGAAACUUCGUCUUCGCUUGUCCAUCGAUCCAUCUCUCCGCUGCCGGGAAAGAGAGAAUGCUGAGCGCUUGUUUGCUCUUCGCUGGCCGCCGUCGUUUUUGUUGUUUGCCUGCUGCCUCGUUGUUGGCUUGACUCGACCUUCUCUCGGCCUAAAUCGGCACACCGAGUGACCUUUUCUGGAACGAAUGCUUCAGCGGCCUUAGCAAUUUGUGUGUAGAGAAAUCUGAGCCACCUGUACACUCCAAAGAAAGCUUGCACCCUCAGGGGUCCAUCCUGUCGCCAAUGAUAAUAUUCAUCCAUAUUGCAUGCCUUUACAUUCUUCAACACAGCACACUCGGUUCUUUUCUGUCACAAGUGGCAAGCAGCGUGACAUGGCAUGCGUGACAGGAAAAUCGUGAGUACGGAGUGCUAAAGAAAGGGAAUGUUCACAAGAUUGGUGAACGGUUUGGCGACGAGAUAAACCCCAGAGGCUGUAAAAUUUUUUUCAGUGUAUAGUAUCUUGUACAGCGGUCAGGUCGGCGCACAGUUCCCAGGAACGUUGGCAUGCCUGGAGUGUGUUUCCAAGUGCGUUGUCAUGUGUGGCAUUUAGGUGAUGUUUGGAAGUGUUUUUCUUCCUGUGCGCUGGCUGUGGCUACACAACCACCACCCACUUCUGCCUUGCUCGGUGUUCAAACUUCUAACCUCUCCUGCAGGCAGUGCUGCCAGUUUAGCUUACUUUAAACCUGUUUAGUGGGGAAAGAAAGAUGGUUUUAGCGUUUUUAGCAGGUAGGUUUUUGUUGUGCAUUUCCAAAAGUAUUUUCAUCAUUCAUAGCAGAUUCCAAAUGAUUGUUUGGCAACUGAAUCCCUGCCAGAAAAAUUAUUCUUGAUUUUGAAUUCUUGUCAUUGGUAAUACAUUGUCAUUGUUUUGUGUUUGACGGCUGAUUGACUCAUUUUGAGGCAAACCCAAUUAAGCAGGGUGAAAAAAGCCUGAUUAGCAUAUACUGUAAACUUAGUUAAGCCAAACUUGGCAUGAAGUCAGUAUCAGUACACUUAUAAGGUGGAAUUCAACAUGAAAGCACUGAAUAAUUUUUUUUUGUCAAACUAGGGGAAGUCUUAGCAUUUGCAAUAGUGCAGAGGUCUGCAGAACACCAUCAAGCAUUGAUUACCCAACAUCCUAAGCCAGAGUGCAUAAAGGAAUCGUUUAGUGUUUAUGCUGUUUUAUUUAUUUUGUGAUGUACCAUAUUAAGGUGCAUCAGGAAUAGUUAAUGGAAAUGUGAAUUGCUUCUCUUGAAAUGAACAAAAUUUCAGUCCCUUUGAGAUUAUGUGAAUGGGAGUCUAUAGACAUUAAAGUGAAACCUGUUCGUGUACUUAUAAUUCCGACGUUGUUUUGCAGAGCAUAGAACAGUUUACAGGAUACAGCAAGUAACCCUAAAAGGUGACUCUUCUGGUGCUUAACAUUGCUCGUUAACUAUACUUGAUCGUACCUCUUGCUGAAGUUUUGCUUCACGUGUUCACAAAAGUAUUUAGCUCAAUUUAGUGGAUUUCAAGCAUUGAUUUUAAUGGGCUGCUUGGCAAUGAAAGAUGGCAGCACUGCCUGCAUGUGGGCUUAGCUGCGUGGCUGGUCACCGCUGGGUGAGUACUUUGGGGAGACAGUACCCGUGCAGCCAAGCAAGUGCAGUACCAAUUUGGUGCGCUCAGCUGUCACUUUCCUGUCGUCUGCACCAGCAGGUUGGAAACUUCAUUCAGUCUUUGUAACGAAUGACCCAGUACUGGCCAGUUGGAACAAAUUCAAAGCCCUGUGAUAACUGAAGCGAGAUUGCAGUUCUGUUGGAACUGACGUCCAUCGAGCAUUCAUGUGGCAGUCCUGCAUCAAGGCCUCAACAGUGGUCCUUGUUGCAACCAAUGCGGCAAGGGGCUUCUCAGUCAUGUUAAGGUGAGAUCGCGCAUGCAUCAAGUUCUCGCUAGACUGGCAAGGUUUUAGUUGAAUAUUUCAGCAAGUUGCUGUCACGAUAACUUUUUUUUUUCUCCGAAUGCUCGCAGCUGGUGCAGUGUUAGACUUCUGUGAAGUGAGCACAAUUUGAAUUUGAAGCAGGUCGGUGUAUUUCUUGACAGCUUCUGAGACAGCUCGCCAAGCCUAAAGAGCCGAGGUGUGGGCCUGCUAGACAUGUCGUCACAAAUGUCUUUGUAAGACCAUAGUUUGUCAGGCACAGUUUCACUGAAUAAGACCCUCGCUGCAAAGCGACUGUUAAAAAAGUGCUGAGAGGUGUGAAUAAGCCAGACAAUCUUGGUUGUGCACAGUCUACAUUAGGUGAGACCUGUCUUGCUUAACGAAGUAUGUAUGCAGUUGCAAUGAUGCAACUGUGGAAAUGCGAGGCGCGUGACUCGAUAGGCGGCAGACAGAUUAUUGCAGUGCAUGUGAUUUUGUUAAGAGAGUGCAGAAGUGCUUAAAGCCCGGUCCUUCCCCUGCACAGAGCAUAGGAAGAAGCAGCGUUGACGAGAGUUUUACAGCCACAACCCUUCAUUUCUUCCUUUUUUGUCUAGUCUGAUGUACAUGGGUUGCUUGUACUCUUGCUCAUCUGUUGCCCAACAGCUUUCAUCCUUAGGGCAUAUGCUUGCUUUUUAGCUGCUGUGAUGCAAUCAUCACUUCUGAUUGGGACAGUGUUAAACAGACAGUGGGAACGCGAAAAUGGUGGCACCAGUGUGGUCAUGGCUGCCAUUACCACUUCAAUUUGCCUGGAAAAGUGAAUCUACGACCAGGGCCUUUGCAUUGUGCUUGCGUUACACUGGUAAACCCUUGUUUCUGGUCUGUUGCCUAAUCAGGCACUGUCAUUUGUAGCAGAAUUCACCCCAGCCGCAUCUCUUCAGGUGUUUUAGUUUUUUUUUUUCGCAUAUUGUAAAGUCAGACUCUCUGGGGUUUAUAGGCUGUUAUUAAAUGGUUGCCACAAACUUUAUUUUUGGUUGUUGGCCAUACAUGACAAGAGACAUUGUGUUGCUUCUCAACAUUGUACUUGUCAAAAUUGUCUGUCAAAGUUGUAAAAUUGUGCAUUCUUCUGCUGGAUGUUACUUUGUAAUUGCCCGUGCAGUUGUGCUGCUCCCUGGUUGAAAAGUUGCCCCGAGUGCUGUCGUGCACACGCGUGCCUUUUUUUUUUUUCCCACACCACGCUUCGCUGUUUUUGGCACAAGCUACUUUAAAACGAGAUUUGUGUGCAACGCUGGAAUUGACAAGCAUUGUUAUAUUGUCUCAUUCAUUUGGCUUUAUUUGCAUUGAAGGAACGUCUACACCUUUAGGCAUUUUUACGGUAGCCCAAAUAUUUUUUUUUUCCUUUCGGAGGUUGUAACAAAAAAUGUGUGAAUUUUUUUUUUCUCAUUUGUAAGGUCUGGUAACAUGUGCGUGUAUGUGUAUGUGAAAAUUAGUAAGCAGUGGUGAGGCACCUUGUUUUAUGAAUCGAUGAAAAGCCCAAUUUUAAGACCUGUGCGACAGGAGACGCGACAGGAGAAUGCUUACUCUUCUUCUAGGUUCUUUUGUGAGGUUUUAUUAUGAGGCUAAUAUGUGCCCUUCAUAUGCUGUAAUUCUGUCACACUGAGAAAUGAUCUGCACUGAAAUUAAGAAAGGUGACGGGUGUUGAUGAAGUAUUGGUUACUCUGUCAGGUCGCUUCAUCGUUGUAUUUGCCUUAGUCGCAACCUAGGGCAGUCUAUCACAUUUCUGGAGACCUGACUAGUAAACAACACCAAACCGCCAAACGACAAGCUUUUGCCACUCGCAAGACCCAAACCCUAGUGCCAUGAAAUAUUUGUUCCUAAAUGAGCCAUUGGAGAGAAUGUACUGAAUGUCGACACCAACCUUUCUCGUCCAGCGCAUCUCGUGCACAUGUCUUUGUUCGUGCAAGACUAUAUGUCGUGCACUUUCAGGCUGCACAGACCGCUUGGAUGUGAAAAACAUAUAUAGGAGCGUUGCACACUUAUGUGUCACUUUAGUUGUCUAAGCACUUGCAGCCUUUGGGUAAUUGUCAAGAACAAAACACGACGCCAUGGCAGGAGUACAUUAAUAAAUCGCAGGUCGUCUUUCCCAACUCUACACAUCAAUACGCUCUCUAUUCUGUACAUACCUUUCCUGCCUGGCCAGCAUGUCAGUAUCUUGCACACUGCAUCAUGUCGCAUCAUGACAUGCUGCGCACUAUGGUGCCUUGGACUCUACAAAGCCAAUUGAGCAUUAUAGCCCGUUUUUACUUAAAAAAAGUGUCUUUUUUGGAGACUGCACCUUUACCGAAGUUUUGUGUAACUCAUAGUACAACAGAGUGUCGUGUUUUUUGAAGAGUCGCGAAUAUGGUAGUUGGCAGAGCUUUUCUUUUUUUGCUUUUGCAUUCGCCAGUGGCUGCUCUCGGCCUACUACAGUUAUUUGUUCUGAUUGCAAAGAAUGUGUGUGUAUGUGCGUGUGAUGCUGCGGUUUGUAAGCGGCUACGUGCCGAGGUUGAGGCAUAGCUCAAGUAAAGCUGCAGACUUCUCCGCAUUGUAGAACAGGACAGUGAAGCAUUUUCGACGUGGACGUUUAAUAUAUUUAUUUAUGAAGCGCCUGCACAUGUGGACUGCAGUGUUUUUACCCAUGCUGUGUUUUUCGUUCAGUUUAUCCCACCCACCCUCUGCCCUUCCCUGUCGCUUGAUAUAUUCCCUGGACAGAACGAACUUCGCUGUGCCUGUGUUGUACGAAGUGUUUUAUUGAAGUCGUGGGCGCUCAUUCCUGCGAAGGAAUUUCAGUGUCUCAGAUGAAUGUUUGUAAUAAAACAGUUUUUUUUUUCUUUGUGA
Molecule: messenger RNA, 7663 nt
Organism: Dermacentor albipictus
Lineage: Eukaryota; Metazoa; Arthropoda; Arachnida; Ixodida; Ixodidae
Gene: Mbs
Product: Myosin binding subunit
Biological process (GO): signal transduction
Cellular component (GO): cytoplasm
Molecular function (GO): enzyme inhibitor activity; phosphatase regulator activity; protein kinase binding
Source: RefSeq, a predicted model, not a curated record